Molecule: messenger RNA, 273 nt
Organism: Mesorhabditis spiculigera
Lineage: Eukaryota; Metazoa; Nematoda; Chromadorea; Rhabditida; Rhabditidae
Source: the annotation of a GenBank genome assembly
AUGGGUUUUCGAAGUAAGACUAACACGUCCUGCGUUUGGCGUCCGACGCUCGCUUGCGGUGGAGGAGCUCUGGGAUGUGGAAUCGAAGGCCGGGUCCAAGUCGGAAAGGCAGUACGUUCUAAGGAGGACGCAGCCGUCUUCUGGACCGAACUGAAGAAGAGCCAGGACUUCAGAGGAAAUCUGGAAUCGUCCGGAACGCCCUGCUAUGGCGCAGAUGAUGGGUUGUUUGGUCCAAACGGAAAACGAUUCCGCUGCAUCCUCAUGUUCGAGCUU